Pogonomyrmex barbatus (red harvester ant) is the source of this 1697-nucleotide messenger RNA. Its product is annotated as tubulin alpha chain. Gene Ontology annotation, molecular function: GTP binding; structural constituent of cytoskeleton. Gene Ontology annotation, biological process: microtubule-based process. Gene Ontology annotation, cellular component: microtubule. Lineage: Eukaryota; Metazoa; Arthropoda; Insecta; Hymenoptera; Formicidae. The record is from RefSeq and is a predicted model, not a curated record.
UUCGUGUAAAAGAAGUUGGAGAUUCUACACCUCUAGAGUACACCAUCAAGAUAUUUUGAUAAAUGCAAAAUACGAUUUACAGCGCGAGUGUAUAUCGAUGCAUGUGGGUCAAGCGGGUGUCCAGAUGGGUAAUUCCUGCUGGGAAUUAUAUUGCCUGGAACAUGGAAUCCAACCGGACGGGACUAUGCCAUCCGACAAGACUUCCGGUGCCAAUGAUUGCUUCAACACCUUCUUUAAUGAGACAGGCUCCGGCAAGAUGGUACCGCGCGCCGUGAUGAUCGAUCUCGAGCCUACUGUCGUCGAUGAAAUUCGAAUAGGGACAUAUAGACACUUGUAUCAUCCAGAACAAUUAAUUACUGGUAAAGAGGAUGCCGCGAAUAAUUACGCACGCGGUCAUUAUUCCAUCGGGAGCGAAGUCAUCGAGUCCGUGAUGGACCGAGUGCGCAGAUUGACCGAUCAGUGCACUGGUCUGCAAGGUUUCUUCGUCUUCCACUCAUUCGGGGGUGGCACGGGAUCGGGUUUCACGUCUCUACUUAUGGAAAAGCUAUCUGACGAUUAUGGCAAGAAGAGUAAAUUGGAAUUUGUUAUAUAUCCGGCACCGCAAGUAUCUACCGCCGUAGUAGAACCUUACAACGCGGUGUUAACAACACACACGACGAUCGGUCAUUCCGAUUGCGCGUUUAUGGUGGACAACGAAGCGAUUUACGACAUUUGUCGGCGCAAGCUCGGCAUCGAGCGACCUUUGUACGCAAAUCUGAACCGGCUGAUCAGUCAGGUGGUGUCAUCGAUCACCGCGUCCUUGAGAUUUGACGGUGCCCUAAAUGUCGAUCUGACCGAGUUCCAGACGAAUCUGGUGCCCUAUCCCCGCAUACACUUUCCCUUGGCUACCUACGCCCCGGUGGUAUCCGCCGAAAAGGCCUACCACGAGGGCAUAUCCGUUGCAGAGAUCACUUCCGAGUGUUUCGAGGCCUCAAAUCAGAUGGUCAAGUGUGAUCCGCGAGAGGGCAAAUACAUGGCCUGCUGCCUCCUGUACCGCGGUGACGUUGUACCCAAGGACGUCAAUGCCGCGAUCGCCGCGAUGAAGGGCAAAAGCUACAUCCGCUUCGUCGACUGGUGUCCCACGGGUUUCAAAGUUGGGAUCAAUUAUCAACCACCUACGGCCGUGCCAGGCGGCGAUCUCGCAAAGGUUCAAAGAGCUGUCUCUAUGCUAUCGAACACGACCGCUAUAGAGGAAGCAUGGGCCAAGCUGAAUCGAAAAUUCGAUUUAAUGUACAAUAAGCGGGCGUUUAUUCAUUGGUACGUAGGAGAAGGUAUGGAGGAACUCGAAUUCGCGGAAGCACGCGAAGACCUCGCGGCGCUCGAAAGGGAUUACGAAGAAGUCGCCCUGGAAUCACCGUCCACACCGGAUACACCGUUGGAAUAUUAAUGUAUGCGUUUUCGGAAAAUCCUCUGGAAUAAGCCGGCAUAUUUCCUCACUAUUCAACAAGGCGGAAAUUACAAGAGAAAUGUCACAGCGUUUAUGUUACAUCUUAUAUAGAAAGAUAUACUUAUGUUCAUUUUCGUAUAAUGUCAACCGUAAUUUAUAGAAAAGUAUCUUUUGUAAAAAGUUCUCUAUAGAAAAUACAAAAAUAUACGAGUUUCACUUUGUGAUUAAUGUUUCAUUUUGCAUAAAUGCAUAAAAAAUUAUGUAUAUUAUA